AUGUACGGCAAGGGCAAGGGCUCCGGUGUGCCCUCGGACGGCCAGGCCCGGGAGAAGCUGGCACUGUACGUCUAUGAGUACCUGCUGCACGUGGGGGCCCAGAAAUCGGCCCAGACCUUCCUGUCAGAGAUCCGAUGGGAGAAGAACAUCACCCUGGGCGAGCCCCCCGGCUUCCUUCACUCCUGGUGGUGCGUGUUCUGGGAUCUGUACUGUGCUGCUCCCGACCGCCGGGAGACCUGCGAGCACUCCAGCGAGGCCAAAGCCUUCCAUGACUAUAGCGCAGCAGCAGCCCCCAGCCCGGUGAUGGGGAACCUGCCCCCUGGGGACGGCAUGCCUGGAGGGCCCAUGCCCCCUGCCUUCUUCCAGGGACCCACGGGCUCUCAGCCAUCGCCCCACGCCCAACCUCCACCCCACACCCCCGGGCUCCCCCCCAUGCUGGGGCCGCACAGCCAGCCCUUCAUGUCCCCUCGCUACCCCGGCGGCCCCCGGCCCCCGCUCCGGAUGCCCAACCAGCCCCCCGUGGGUGUCCCUGGCUCCCAGCCGCUGCUUCCCAGUGCCAUGGACCCAGCUGCACGCCCGCAGGGGCAUCCCGGCAUGGGGGGGCCGAUGCAGCGAAUGAACCCCCCAAGAGGCAUGGCUGGGAUGGCCCCGCAGGCACAGGCUGGGGCUCUCCCCUGCCCUGCUGACCUUCUGCCCUCCCUGCAGACCUUCGGCAGUGGGAUGCGCCCCCCCCCCAGCUCGCUGCCCGGCCCAGGCAUGCCUGCCAUGAACAUGGGCCCCGGGGGCCGCGGGCCCUGGCCAAACCCCAACGCCAAUUCCAUUGCCUACUCCUCCUCAUCCCCUGGGAACUACGUGGGCCCUCCUGGGGGUGGUGGCCCCCCUGGCACCCCUAUCCUGCCCAGCCCCGGAGACUCCACCAACUCCAGUGAGAACAUGUACACCAUGAUGAACCCCAUCGGGCCUGGGGGCAGCAGACCCAACUUCCCAAUGGGGCCUGGAUCUGAGGGGCCCAUGGGUGGCAUGAGUGCAAUGGAGCCACAUCACAUGAAUGGAUCCUUAGGUUCCGGGGAUAUGGAUGGGCUGCCAAAGAGCUCCCCCAGUAACCUGGGGGCGCUGAGCAACCCCCCCGGGACGCCGCGGGACGAGGCGGAGCUGAGCAGCAGCUUCCUGAACCCCUUCCAAAGUGACAGCUACUCACCCAGCAUGACCAUGAGCGUGUGA
Indicator indicator is the source of this 1221-nucleotide messenger RNA. RefSeq names its product single stranded DNA binding protein 4 (gene SSBP4). The record is from RefSeq and is a predicted model, not a curated record. Gene Ontology annotation, biological process: positive regulation of transcription by RNA polymerase II. Lineage: Eukaryota; Metazoa; Chordata; Aves; Piciformes; Indicatoridae. Gene Ontology annotation, cellular component: nucleus. Gene Ontology annotation, molecular function: single-stranded DNA binding; protein binding. Bases 1 to 1221 code for a protein of 406 amino acids. The transcript has 18 exons.